Messenger RNA from Aegilops tauschii subsp. strangulata, 1176 nucleotides. Lineage: Eukaryota; Viridiplantae; Streptophyta; Magnoliopsida; Poales; Poaceae. The record is from RefSeq and is a predicted model, not a curated record.
AUGUGGGCUUACAAUCCCGAAGACCCCGCUACCGUUGUCAGCUUCUACCGCACAUGCCACGCCCAAUUGUGGAAGGUGUUGUUCAAUCCACAGAAGGACUGGCAGGCCGAGAAGGAAGACAUCGUCCUUGACGCCGCAAACCCCCCUCAUGAGAAAGCGCUGCGGAUCGACGGCCCAGCCCUGCUGCCCGAGGGCCCCAGGAUAGCCUUGCUGAUGGCCAUGUUGGCCGUGGAGCCGUACAAGGAUUUAACUCCAGCAUCCACAUCCUCACCACAUUUUCAGGCCAGUUCUGAGUUUAAUGUAGAAGAUUAUCUCAAUGAAGGUGGAGAUGGAAUUCUAGCAGCACCUUCCUUUUUUCCUGAUGGAGAUGGAAUUUUAGCAGCACCAAAUCAUACUAUCAUCAAUAGUAAUAAAAAAACUCAAGACUCGGGCCAGAGUUGCAGCCUGCUGUCCAGUUCCCCAACUGAGGAUUCUCCUCUUUAUAUGCUUGAUACUUCAGAUGGGGCUCUAAGUAAUAAAUAUGCUAUGGAUGAAUUGACAACAGUGAGUGGCAGUCAUGGAGUACUCCCUUCCAUUCAGGAAAAUAUAGGGGCCAGCAGUAUUGCCUUUGCUGGUACAACUACAGACACGUGCUUUGUUAAUAACCCGCAGUCUCAAUUCCUUGGUCAGCCUUCAACUUGCUCUUCGCAUGAAAUAAUUGAUCUUACUGAGACGGAUGACAUGGAUGAAACUGAUGAUGUACCAAUGGAAUUAGGACCUAUAUCUGAAUUAGUUGAUCUUACUUACAUGGAUCAGAUUGAUCACGUACCAAUGUUACUACCUAGGAAGAAUGUCACUCUUGCACUUGAUCUAGAUGGCACCCUUAUCCAUUCAGCAAGGUACGACCAUGGCACGGACUUUUCAUUCUGUAUGCGCCGUGGAGAAGAAGAGUACACUGUAUACGUGAAGAAGAGACCACAUGUGGAUGUGGACGCCUUCCUUGAAGAGGCAGCUCAUAUGUUUGAGCUUGUUGUCUUUACGGCUAGCAUAUAUUCUUAUGCAAACCAACUGAUUGAUGCACUGGAUCCUGAGAACAAACUAAUAUCACGGCGUUUUUUUCGUGAGUCCUACGUCUCGGUUGAUGGAAGAUAUCAGAAGGAUCUCACCAUUACUGAAGCUGAUCUUGCAAAGGUGUGA